Messenger RNA from Caretta caretta (loggerhead turtle), 1497 nucleotides. RefSeq names its product prion like protein doppel (gene PRND). The record is from RefSeq and is a predicted model, not a curated record. Gene Ontology annotation, cellular component: membrane. Gene Ontology annotation, biological process: protein homooligomerization. Lineage: Eukaryota; Metazoa; Chordata; Testudines; Cheloniidae.
GGACAAACUCAAACUGGAAGUCUUUUAAAACAGUGAGAUUCAACGGUAAAUUAUCAAGUUGCCAGCCGCUCUGGAGGAUUCGCCAUCAAUUGCCAUUCUCUGAGUCAAGACCGGAUGCUUUACUGAAGAUAUACCAUAUUGUUCAAACAGGCAUUAUUUGAGGGCUGUUCUGUGGCCUGUGUUCAGCAGGAGGUCAGAUUAGAUCAUCACAAUGGUCCCUUCUGGCUUUAUAAUCCAAAUCUCUUCCCCUUUCAGAUCCUCCAGAAUGGGAAGGACCCGGAUGGUGACCUGUGGGAUGGCUAUGCUUUUGCUGGUGCUCUGUAGCGAUAUCACCCUUUGCAGGAGGGGCGGCUCAACAAGUAAGAAAGCAAACCAGAAUAAAAGUCCUCCCCCCGUUAAUAAGCCCAGCCCGCCAUCCAAAAAAGAGCCUGUGAAGAUUCCAGGCACGCUCUGUUACACCGGCCAGUUGCUCGACAUCAAACUAGAGCCCGAAGAUGCCAGAUAUUACACCGACAACUUCAAAAAGUUCCCCGAUUGCGUUUAUUUCCCUCGGUGCUUCCAGUCUCUAGAGGCGAAUGCAACCAAGGACGCGUUGGUUAGCGAGUGCUUUAACGUUACGGUGAGUCUGACUGAAAACAAACUGGGCCUAUCCGAAGGAAAGAAUGCCACCAGUGCGUACGCCAGGGUCAUGUGGCGAGUGAUAAGCCACUUGUGUGCAAUGGAUUUCUGCUGCCAACCAUGCAGCCUCGCUCUGUCCAUCCACGGUUCCUUUGGUCGGGUAGCAAUGCUUUGCCUCAUGAGUUUUAUUUCUCUUACCGUGCAAUGAACUUGCAUUGAUUUACUGGCAACGAGGGAGUACCUGUCAGUAACUAUUUACCUCUUAUGAUUUCUGUACGUUAAACUUCCAUAAUUCUUUUGUUAUUUUAACCAAAAUCCUUUGUGCGUAUAAACUCAAGUGGCAUUUAUCUAUUCUAUCAAACUCAUGUGCUUUGUUUUACAGUGGGCUACUGUGUGUCCAAAUAAAAGGACCAUGCUAAUCUUUUAACUCCUUUAACCCAGUCCAGGGAACGAUUCUGGAUUCUAUAGUAAUGGACAUUCUUAUUAAUAUGCGUUAUAAUUAACAAGACCAGGUAAUAUACAGGGUGCGUAUGAUACAGUUAUGUUCUGUGAUUAAUAUUUGUUAUUGCAGACUUUUCCUGUGAUGAAAUAAAUGACCCACUGAGAGAUGUUGUUAACUCAUUAAGAGCUACCGGUUGCCACAGCUGUCAGUAAUAAUGUCUGGAUUAUAAAUCCCCUUUAGUUUAUCAAUCAGGUCAAGUGCGAUAACCAUAAAAGAAAUCCCAUACGUAAUGAGGUAAAAAUGAGAUACUGAAAACAACACAGAGUGAAAUAACUGUGAGAAAGUAACUUUUCCCUCCCCACAAAGAUUUCUUAGUCUCACAUCCUAUAAAAGGAAAGAGUUUUGGGGGGCUAAAUUGGGAAUGAAUACUGCCAGCA